Salvelinus fontinalis (brook trout) is the source of this 6112-nucleotide messenger RNA. Its product is annotated as aryl hydrocarbon receptor-like. The record is from RefSeq and is a predicted model, not a curated record. Gene Ontology annotation, molecular function: protein dimerization activity; transcription cis-regulatory region binding; nuclear receptor activity. Bases 647 to 3697 code for a protein of 1016 amino acids. The transcript has 13 exons. Gene Ontology annotation, cellular component: nucleus; aryl hydrocarbon receptor complex. Gene Ontology annotation, biological process: regulation of transcription by RNA polymerase II. NCBI's taxonomy places the organism in Eukaryota, Metazoa, Chordata, Actinopteri, Salmoniformes, Salmonidae.
UCCAAUGCGUGUACCCCGGACUAACUGGGUUGUGAGGGGGAUUGUGGGCUCAGGUUGAGAGCGCGCUUUAGCUGCUCGUGCCUCAAGAGGAUAUUUGCAAAGAUGCGUUAGCGAAAGAACUGCCACAUAUUUCAAUGUCGUUAUUAUUUCCUCCUCUAUUUUUCUCCACUAAUGUUAACUUUGUAUCGAAACGAAUGAUGACAUGGACUUUGCAUGACGAGGAUGGCAUUUAAUAUCGGAUGUCAACAGCAUUUUACGCACCGGUUAAACACCGCGGAAGGGACGCACUUGCUGCUGCCACUUUUUGACCAAUGUCAAUUUAGCAUUGCUUAUUUGUUGGAAAACUGUAUGUCAUUGUGAUACGGCGUUUAGUUGCAUGCAAUAGCAUUUAUACAAUCGUUGUCAGUAUUUGUUUGCAGGCGUAAUUAUUUGAACCGCCUGACAAACAUCAACGUCAUUGAUGUAGGACAAGAGGACUGAUUCAUCGAUGCAUUGCUUGAUCCAUUCUUGAAAACAGAGUUCCUUCUGGACAAGACCUGGGGAUGAGUAGAUGGGUUAUUAGACAACCAUUACCGGGUUUAUGUAGGUCGGCUCGGUCUUCACUUAACAUUGAAUAAUUCGGCUAUACCGCAGUAAAGCCUCAACCAUGUAUGCUGGACGGAAAAGAAGAAAACCGGUGCACAGAGACAUCGAAGUGAAAGACCAAAAACAGAAACAGACAGCUCCAUCUGAAGGGACCAAGUCUAACCCAUCAAAGCGACACCGGGACCGUCUGAACUCUGAGUUGGACCGUCUGGCCAGUCUACUGCCCUUCCCAGAAGAGGUCACGUCCAGCUUGGAUAAACUCUCUAUCUUACGGCUCAGCGUGAGCUACCUGAGGACCAAGAAUUUCUUCUCAGUUGCCCUGAAGACCCACGCUUGCAAGGGGUUGAAGGCCAACGGUGGUAACCAUGACAACAGCAAGACAACAGGAUUGGUGGAUGGCUGGAUGCCCGAGGGUGAACUCCUUUUGCAGGCCCUUAAUGGUUUUGUCCUGGUCAUCACUGCAGAGGGGAUCAUAUUCUACUCCUCUCACACCAUUCAGGAUUACCUGGGAUUCCACCAAACGGACGUGAUGCACCAGAGUGUGUUUGAUCUGAUCCACACUGAGGACCAGCAGGAGUUUAGGAGGAACCUGCACUGGGCACUCAACCCCCCGGCCGUGCCCAAGCAGGUGGAGUCACCCCCAGAUGGAAAACCAGUCCCCAGCUCGUCCCUGGUGACCUAUAACCCCGACCAGCUGCCUCCAGAGAACUCCUCCUUCCUGGAAAGGAACUUCGUCUGUCGCUUCCGCUGUCUCCUCGACAACUCCUCUGGCUUCCUGGCCCUGACCCUCCAGGGCCGUCUGAAGUUCCUGCAUGGCCAGAACUGCCGGCUGGAUGACGGCUGCAACGUGCCCCCCCAGCUGGCCCUGUUUGCCAUCGCUACCCCCCUCCAGCCUCCAUCCAUCCUGGAGAUCAGGACCAAGAACAUGAUCUUCAGGACCAAACACAAGCUGGACUUCACCCCCAUGGCCUGCGACGCCAAGGGGAAGAUCGUGCUGGGCUACACCGAGGCUGAGCUCCGGGUCCGAGGCUCUGGAUACCAGUUUAUCCAUGCAGCUGAUAUGCUCUACUGUGCUGAGAACCACGUCCGCAUGAUCAAGACAGGAGAGAGCGGGCUGACGGUGUUCAGACUGCUCACUAAGGAUAACCGCUGGAGGUGGGUCCAAGCCAACGCCAGACUGGUCUACAAGAACGGCAAGCCUGACUACAUCAUCGCCACCCAGAGGCCCCUGGUGGAGGAGGAGGGAGGAGAGCACCUGAGGAAGCGUUCCAUGCACCUCCCCUUCACCUUCGCCACGGGCGAGGCCCUUCUCUACCAGAGUAGCUACCCCAUCCACGGCCUCACCGACUCACUCCAGGCUAAAGGCAAGACCAAAUCCAAGAAGGGCAAGCUGGACAAGAACCCGACGAAGGAUAACGGUGGACUGGACCCCAGCUCCCUGCUCGGGGCGCUGAUGAGGCAGGAUGAGUCCGUGUACGUGUGCCAACCAGCCGUCGAGCCCAAGAUGUCCUUCCACAGUAGUCUGUUUAGUGAGCGAGGUGAGGGGGAAGGGCAGAGCAGUGGAUGCUAUAGCGGUGGGGUUGUGGGAGAGAGCUGGAGCUCUGUGCCCAAUGGGGUCACCACCUACACUGGCCCCAACAGAGAGCCUCCGUCCAGCUUCGACCCGCUGCUCGCCACCCUGGACUCACUAUCUCUGGAGGGGGACGAGACAUGCUCUAACAGCGAGCUGUUCUCUGCGCUGGAGAACCUGGGUCUGAACGCAGAGGAUCUGGAGCUACUGCUGCUGGAUGAGAGGAUGAUCAGAGUGGAGAUGGAUCCGGACUACAUCCCCUCGCUCAACGACCUGCUCACCAACAACGAGAUCCUGUCCUACAUCCACGACUCGCUGGAGAACAAGACCGAGGAGGGCCUGGGUGGGGACAGUCACCUGUCCAUACCACAAGCCUCAACCACAACCCAUCCCCCAGGCCCUAUCCUUAAUUCUGCCCUUAUCCUUAACCUUCAUACCCAAUCCACCCCGACUAUGCAUAUCUCUACCCUCCACCCCCAGGCUACUAACCCUCCUGCCCCCCAACCCAUAUUACCCCCUCACAGACUACCAAAACAGCCACCCAUAGUGCAGCUCUCCCAGCAGAUGCAGCAGCACCUCAACUUAGUCAAGCCCGUUCUGGCAAAAUACCCCUGGCCCCCGACACAAACGGACGUCCCCACGCCAAGCCAGCCAGACACACUGCAGCACACAAACUCACUAGCCGUGGUCCAUAAUGGUCACUGGCUUCCCCAGCAGCAGCAUAUGCUUGCGGGGCUGGACGACCACUGCCACAGCCUUCUCCCCCUGGUUAACGGUAAGACAUCCCUGCUGGGGCCUCACGGUGCCGGGCAGCUCAAACACCAGAACAACAUCCAUCUUCAGAGUCAGUGGCAGCAGCCGAACCAGCACCUACAGGCCCAGCUUCAGUCUCAGUGCCAUUUCAAACAGCAGAAGGCUAGUAGCAGCAGCAGUGAACCUCUCAACGGGGUGCACCCUGAUCCCGAUUGGCAGAGUCCCGGCUACGACGACCAGUUGGGACCGACAGCUAACAGGGCCUGCACCGUCUCCUACCCCAACGGGCACGCGGACACCCUCUCACACACUACAGAAGGAGAGCGCACUCACACGGAUUACGGUAUGGGUGAUUCGACUGCCAUGGUCAUAAACGGGGUUACGGUAGGGGGCAUAGGUCACUACCAGGGACAAGGAGGGGUGACUGCUAACCUCUCGGACCAUCUGGAGCGUCACAAACAAGAUUAUCCACAGGUCCCAUCCACCUAUUUCCCUCACCAGUACUCCACCACACAGAACUCCUUAGAUGACAUCCUGGGGCUAUCACAGCCUCAACACACCACGCCUACUCUGGACGCCUACGGCAUUUUGAAUAGCCCCGCUUCGCAAGAUGCCACUCACUGCAAGAUGGAGAACGGCUGCAUCCCCAGCGACACCAACGUGGCUUACACAGGGAGCUGUCUACUGCCCAAUGUGAACAGCCAGACAGCCAGCGACAGUCUUCAGCCCGACGCCCUACAGACCCUGCCCACCCUCCCAGACCCACAGACUACUGGCUUCUACCUCUGAGAGGGGGCAGGGGGUGCUGAGGAGGGGGUGUCAGGGCAAAGAGAGACCAUUGGACCAUUUUGUCAGUACAAGAGAGUGGAUUGGAGGGGGGGGGGCAUAAAAAAUAAAGCGAGGAGAAGCAAAAGAAGAAGAAGAAUUAAACUGAACUGUGUUGGUUACGACUUUCUAUGUAACGUUCUCUGCAUUUAAUAUGUGUACGACGGACUCCGUACUCGGUGAAAGAGCUCAGGAUAGUGUCUCUCUGCACUCUCUGACAGUAGUUUCCCAACUGGCACACAGCUCAGGGGGGGGAAUGCAUCUUAUGUUGUUACACAUUUUUUUAGGAGAGAGCAGCGAUUUCUUCACCACUGUGAAUUUCAUUCUUUUUCUUUAUGGGUGUACAAAAUACAGUUUCCGACAAGGAUUAUUAAGACUGUAAAAAGAGAGAUUUUUUUACCACUCAUAGCUACAGUACCGCGCUUCAAUACAGUGUAACUUGUUACAGGAGGGAAAGUGAAUGUGGGUAUGGAAAGGAUGGAGACGGAUUGUUAUGGAGAUUAAUAUUCGUAAUGAAGAAUGAUGAGACAUUGAUUGAUUUGAAGGAGCUGGACGUUUGGAAUUAUUGUGAGGUAGAUUACAAAUGUUCUGUCCUGUGUGUUUUAUGUUUUGUUGUGUCAUCUGCCCACAGAAAUGAAGAGGAAUUGAUUCAGGCCUAUCAUUUUUGUUUUGGUGAUCUGCGUGUUGGUAAAAGAGUAUUUAGGUUGUCCUCGUGCAUGUUAUUGAGAUUGAAUAUGUGAAACGGAUCCCAUAUUAUGGUCAAAUGGUAUCUGAAUAUGAAGAGGGAGAGCAGAUCAGAGGAAGGGAUGACUGUUUUGGUGUUUAUUUUCAUGCUGCAUUUUAGCCUAGAAGAAGUUUACAUUACCAGUAUAAUGUCGUGUAUUUAUUUAAAUGGCACUCAAAUCAACCGAAGCAUUUUCUUAUUUUCUUGACCGGCUACAGUGUGAAAUCACUCAGUAAAUUAAGUUCCGGAAUACAGCAGUACACAGCUUAAAUUCACUAAAUUCAGGAAGUAAACAAACAAAUUCCACAUCCAUCAUUCCUCAUUGAAAAGCUUUGAGGAAAAACUGAAAUUUGGAUUUAAGUUGAUUUCCUGAAUUGAAAUUAAAUUGAGCUCAACAAACUGUAUUCGAUGCCAAGAGGCAGAGGAAUGGGAACGGCGGUUUCUGACGUGACGAGAAAGAUACUUUCAAUGGGCUUCCUCUCUUACAGGGCCCAAAGUGAUUCCAUCAUGGUCAUCUAUCACAGUGGUUCUCAAACCUCUCCUCGGGGACCCCCAGAAGAUUAACAAUUCUGUUGUAGCCCUGAACUAGCUCACCUGAUUCUCCUAGUCAAGGGCUCGAUGAUUCGCUGACAAGUUGAAUCAGCUGGCCUAGCUUUGGAAUAGAUCAAAAGCGUGGGACAGGUGCGGGUCCUCAGGAGAGGUUUGAGAACCGCUGAUGUAUCGCACUGAAAACAUUCCAUGAGGAUUGACUUGGUCAUACUCAUGAGCAUUGAUAGAAAAAAAACAAAUGAGAGGACAAAUGAAGUCUUUUAAAGAGAUUCUAUAUUGAAAAGGUGCAAUGUUGAAUGUGUUGUGUAUAUUGUAAAAGAGUUGUAAAAAUAUCCUAUGACAGUAUUUCGUUGUAAAAAGUUCUGGGAAAUCAUUUUUUAAAUUAAUAUUGGUAGUGUUAGAAUAUCUGCGUACUAAAUGGCACUCUAUUCCCUACAUAGUGCUAUACUUUUAACCAGAGCCUUAUGGGAAUGGGGUGCCAUUUGGGAUGUAGCUUAUUACAUAAAUGUCACAAUCAAACGCGUUUACAGACUUGCCUCUCUAUUUGUUUGUCUUUUUUUGUAAAGAUGUUUCUUAUAUGAAAUAGAUUUAUUUCAAUCAACCAGGAGAUAUAUGUAAAAAAAUAAAAAAGCAAGGUGACAAUCAAUAACAACAAAAACUGCUUAAUAAAAAAAACGUGUGUAAAUAGUUCAAGGUAAUUUUUGACAUUUUGUUGCAAGCUCUACUUUUUAAAAGCACUGCUCCUUUACAAGCAAUUUUUCUCUAGCACAAAAAGUAGGCUUGUAGAAGAUCAUUUUGGACUCAAUAUUAUUUGACUACAGUAGCUACAGUUCUGUGUUUUAUUUCAAAGUCAUGCUUGGAGAACUUUUUGUGACUUAAAAGAAUAUGGUGCCAUAGUGGUGACAUACUGCAGACUCACAUCCCAGAUUUGUAUGUUUUAUUGUUUAAAGAUACAAUUGUGUCAUUGUUCUUUUUUUUAUCACGUUGAAUUUAUUUUGAUAUUCUAACACACUCAAAGUUAUUGUAGAUGUAAUAAAAAAUAAAUUUUUUAAAUGUUAAAAUAUACUAUUUCAUCCUGGAAAUAAAAGAUUUGUGCAAUCACAGUU